AUUAUGGGGAAUUACAAGACUGUAUUCCCACUGGAGUUGGAGAAAGACUUGGUUGAUUACGUUCUACACCUUGAGACUCUUAUGUAUGGUCUGACGACAAAUGACGUACGCAAUCUGGCCUAUCAACUAGCCGUUAGAAAUGGACUGCCAAAUUCGUUUAACAAAGACAAGGAAAAGGCUGGGAAGGAUUGGCUCCUGAGCUUCAUGAAGCGACACCCUGCCUUCAACCCCAAAACUACACAAGACGCAAUGAUUCAGUGUACUGUAUGUCUACAAUGGGCCCAUACCAAGUGUGCUGGGACGGACGAAGACACUGAUGACUUUAUUUGUGAUUUCUGUGCUUAGUGAUUGCAUGUAGGCCUAAAUCAUAAAUUUUCUAGUUCAAAGUUUUAUGCAUCUGUUGUAAUUGAUGCUGAACAAUCUUCCUGCCCAUGCAGAUUGCAUGUAAAUCAUUAAUUUUCCAGUUCAAAUCUUUAUUAAAUUAGUUGAAAUUCAUGUUACACAAAGA
Molecule: messenger RNA, 508 nt
Organism: Priapulus caudatus
Lineage: Eukaryota; Metazoa; Priapulida; Priapulimorpha; Priapulimorphida; Priapulidae
Exons: 4
Coding region: 4-345 (113 amino acids)
Source: RefSeq, a predicted model, not a curated record